This is a messenger RNA of Sorex araneus (European shrew), 13357 nucleotides long. It is a transcript of the gene TRPC5, whose product is annotated as transient receptor potential cation channel subfamily C member 5. Gene Ontology annotation, cellular component: membrane; cation channel complex. Gene Ontology annotation, biological process: regulation of cytosolic calcium ion concentration; calcium ion transmembrane transport; manganese ion transport. Gene Ontology annotation, molecular function: inositol 1,4,5 trisphosphate binding; store-operated calcium channel activity; protein binding. Bases 421 to 3348 code for a protein of 975 amino acids. The record is from RefSeq and is a predicted model, not a curated record. The transcript has 13 exons. NCBI's taxonomy places the organism in Eukaryota, Metazoa, Chordata, Mammalia, Eulipotyphla, Soricidae.
CUCAUGCGCGCGCGCACCCGCGCGCGCGGACACACACAAGCACCACCACCACCACACAUCACAUCUGCGACGGGUUCUCCGCUGCUCACAGCCAACCAAAGGGAGGGAGAAAGAAGAGGAGCAGAGGGAAGCCAGAAGCAGAAGGCAAAAGGAAGAGCUCAGGGUUGGACAUUUUUGGAACGAGGGCAGCCUCAAGGCCCUGGGCCGUCCCAGGCGGCUGCUGUUGGCGCGCCCGCAGCAGGAGACGAGUCCAGUGCAGCGGCAGCACCACAAAUCUUCCUUCAGGGACACCAGACGACACGGAACCAAAAAGACCACUCGAACCAGGGAAAGGACACAAAUGCAUGAAGAAGAGGAUAUGUGAUUUGUUCUAAUUCAAACUCCAAAUUAGUGGAAGAGAUUUCCAAAUUGUUAUGCACCAUGGCCCAACUCUACUACAAAAAGGUAAACUACUCACCAUAUAGAGACCGGAUUCCUUUGCAAAUUGUGAGGGCUGAGACAGAACUAUCUGCAGCGGAGAAGGCCUUCCUCAAUGCAGUAGAGAAAGGAGACUAUGCCACAGUGAAGCGAGCCCUACAGGAGGCUGAAAUUUACUACAAUGUCAACAUCAACUGCAUGGAUCCUUUGGGCCGGAGUGCCCUCCUCAUUGCCAUUGAGAAUGAAAACUUGGAGAUCAUGGAACUACUGCUGAACCACAGUGUUUAUGUAGGUGAUGCAUUGCUCUAUGCCAUCCGUAAAGAAGUGGUGGGUGCUGUGGAGCUUCUGCUCAGCUACAGGCGGCCCAGUGGAGAGAGGCAGGUCCCAACUCUGAUGAUGGACACCCAGUUCUCUGAGUUCACACCAGAUAUCACACCCAUUAUGCUGGCCGCCCACACCAACAACUAUGAAAUCAUCAAGUUGCUUGUUCAAAAACGGGUCACUAUCCCAAGGCCCCACCAGAUCCGCUGUAACUGUGUGGAGUGUGUGUCCAGUUCAGAGGUAGACAGCCUGCGUCACUCUCGCUCCAGACUGAACAUCUAUAAAGCUCUGGCAAGCCCCUCACUCAUUGCUUUGUCAAGUGAAGAUCCCAUCCUAACUGCCUUCCGCUUAGGCUGGGAGCUCAAGGAGCUAAGCAAAGUGGAAAAUGAGUUCAAGACUGAGUAUGAGGAGCUCUCCCAACAGUGCAAGCUAUUUGCCAAAGACCUACUAGACCAGGCUCGGAGUUCCCGAGAACUAGAGAUCAUCCUCAAUCACAGAGAUGACCACAGUGAAGAACUUGACCCUCAAAAGUACCAUGACCUGGCGAAACUGAAGGUAGCAAUCAAAUAUCACCAGAAAGAGUUUGUAGCUCAACCUAAUUGCCAACAAUUACUUGCCACUCUGUGGUAUGAUGGCUUCCCUGGAUGGCGGCGAAAACACUGGGUAGUCAAGCUUCUGACUUGCAUGACCAUUGGGUUAUUGUUUCCCAUGCUGUCUAUAGCAUAUCUAAUCUCACCCAGGAGUAACCUUGGGUUGUUCAUCAAGAAACCCUUUAUCAAGUUCAUCUGCCACACAGCAUCAUAUUUGACCUUCCUCUUUAUGCUUCUACUGGCUUCUCAACACAUCGUCAGGACAGACCUCCAUGUGCAGGGGCCUCCUCCAACUGUUGUGGAAUGGAUGAUAUUGCCUUGGGUUCUCGGUUUCAUUUGGGGGGAGAUUAAGGAAAUGUGGGAUGGAGGAUUUACUGAAUAUAUCCAUGAUUGGUGGAACCUGAUGGAUUUUGCAAUGAACUCACUGUACCUGGCAACUAUUUCCUUGAAGAUUGUGGCCUAUGUCAAGUAUAAUGGUUCUCGUCCAAGGGAAGAAUGGGAAAUGUGGCACCCAACUCUGAUUGCAGAAGCACUCUUUGCGAUAUCCAACAUUUUAAGUUCCUUGCGUCUCAUAUCCCUGUUCACAGCCAACUCCCACUUAGGGCCUCUGCAGAUUUCUUUGGGGCGCAUGCUGCUUGAUAUCCUCAAAUUCCUCUUUAUCUACUGCCUGGUACUGCUGGCUUUUGCCAAUGGAUUGAACCAGCUUUACUUUUAUUAUGAGACCAAAGCGAUCGAUGAGCCUAACAACUGCAAAGGGAUCCGGUGUGAAAAACAGAACAAUGCCUUCUCCACGCUCUUUGAAACACUUCAGUCACUCUUCUGGUCUGUAUUUGGCCUUUUAAAUCUCUAUGUCACCAAUGUGAAAGCCAGGCACGAGUUUACAGAGUUUGUGGGAGCUACCAUGUUUGGGACAUACAAUGUCAUCUCCCUGGUAGUGCUGCUUAACAUGCUGAUCGCCAUGAUGAACAACUCCUACCAGCUUAUUGCCGAUCAUGCAGAUAUUGAGUGGAAGUUUGCAAGGACGAAGCUCUGGAUGAGUUACUUUGAUGAAGGUGGCACCUUACCACCUCCUUUCAACAUUAUCCCUAGCCCCAAGUCAUUUAUAUACCUUGGUAACUGGUUCAACAAUACAUUCUGCCCCAAGAGAGACCCUGAUGGUAGACGAAGAAGACACAACCUGAGAAGCUUCACAGAACGCCAUGCUGACAGCUUGAUACAGAAUCAACAUUACCAGGAAGUUAUAAGGAAUUUAGUCAAAAGAUAUGUGGCUGCUAUGAUAAGAAAUUCCAAAACAAAUGAAGGACUAACAGAAGAAAAUUUUAAGGAAUUAAAACAGGACAUCUCCAGCUUUCGAUAUGAAGUGCUUGACCUCCUAGGAAAUAGAAAACACCCAAGGAGAAGUUUUUCCACUAGCAGCGCUGAACUCUCUCAGAGGGAUGACACCAAUGACGGCAGCGGUGGGGCUCGGGCUAAAUCCAAGAGUGUCUCUUUCAAUCUAGGCUGCAAGAAAAAGGCCUACCAUGGACCACCUCUCAUCAGAACCAUGCCAAGAACCAGUAGCACCCAAGGGAAAUCGAAAGCUGAGUCAUCAAGCAAACGCUCCUUUAUGGGGCCUUCUCUCAAGAAACUAGGUUUCUUAUUCAACAGGUUUAAUAACGGUCAUCAAUCUGAACCUAGUUCAGAGCCAAUGUACACAAUUUCCGAUGGAAUCGUUCAGCAGCACUACAUGUGGCAGGACAUCAAAUAUUCUCAGAUGGAGAAAGGGAAAGCAGAGGCAUGUUCUCAAAGUGAAAUUAACCUCAGUGCUGCAGAAUUAGGUGAAGCUCGGGGCCCUGCUCAGAGCAGUGAAUGCCCUCUAGCCUGUUCCAGCUCUCUUCAAUGCAUAUCCAGCAUUUGUUCCUCAAAUUCUAAACUUUUAGACUCCUCAGAGGAUGUAUUUGAAACUUGGGGAGAGGCGUGUGACCUGCUCAUGCACAAAUGGGGUGACGGACAAGAAGAACAAGUUACAACUCGGCUUUAAGUCAAACCCCUAUCACCUGUUCUGGAACUCUGCAGAAUAUUUGUAAUUUCUUUGCUCUCAGAGGUGACACAGAAUACGAUUGCCUCACUGCACCUGCCUCCCCCUCCUGCCUCUUAGAAAGGAGAACAAAACUCCUAUUAUUUUCACUGUCUUUUAUAGCCACAUUUUCCAUUUUUCCUUUUUUUAUUAUUGCUUUUUAUUAUUAUUUGCCUUUUUAUACCUAUAGACACUAAGUUCAUUUCACAACCAAUUGAAGGGGUAUUUCCCCCUUAUCAGGAGAGGUGCAGUCAGGUGCUUAACCCUUUGGCUUUGCUUUUCUUACCCUUGCUUCCUUGAAGCUCCAGGUGCCACUUUGCUACUGUUGCUGCCGCACAGAUUCCUGACCUUCCUCAGGAUCUCAUACCAUUUCCCCACAGGGAUGAGGGAUAUAUUCAGCAGUCCCCACCAGCUAUCAGAUAAGGCAAACUAACCUGCCUAUUUCUACCCUUCAGUGCUACACGCUGCCCAUCUGGUUCAGUGAACAGCAUCAAAGACUGAAUAGACUCCAAAGAAUUGUCAGCUUCUGGUUUCUAGGUAUAACUGGCCUUUUGUUGUUUUUAACAGUACUUCUCCUUAUUGUGAGGGCUGUCAGGUUGUUUCUUAAAGUUGUGUUAGUUUCCUAAUGUGUGACAAUGAAUAUUUACCCCAUAGUAUAUGUCAUAACUAAUAAGUUAGUGAAUUUCUUUCCUGUGUUUGUGUAUUUCAGUUAACUUGCUAAAUUUUAAACUUUGAUAGUACUGAGAUUAGUAUUUAGGAUGUGUACUGUUUUUAAAAGAACUUCUAUUGCACUCUAACAAAUAGUCACUACAUCUCAUACACUUGCAAGUAAAAGUAAUUAGCUGGUAUAUUUAUUGGGUCCUAUCUACUGUUGAUAGUUUUAAUCAUCAUGGCUAUCAAAACAUUUCUAAGAUUAAACCCUGGAUUUGAAAAUAUUUUUAUCAAAAAAUGAUAUCUUGUUGAGAUAUCAAAAUAUAAAAAGAGCAUCUUCAUUUUAAAUAACUGGUUUAUGAUGAAAAACAACAAAAACAUUAGGUCUAGAUAACCUGAUUCAUGUUGCAGUUUUAAUAUUCAUUGGGGGCAGUGAAGUUGCAUGUGCAAAUUUAUUUUAGGUAUAUAACACUAGUGAAUUUGUGUAUUUAUAAACAUUAUCCAAAUUCUACUCUUUUCAAAGACAGUUGCAUUUAUACAUCCAAACAAAUUCUUUUCCAUGGCUUUGAGUAACUCAUCAAAAUAUACAGCUGUAGGUUAAAAAAAACAUUAAGUCCACAAUGCAUAUGGUAAUCAUGUUAGACCAGUAACCAGUCAUAUCCUGCCAAAUAAGGGUAGUCUUUAUCAUCAGUGAUCAAAAGGUACCCCCAAUUUAUACUCUAACAUGUUACCUGAAAUGGCCCUAAAAGGUUAAAUUAACAGCCUACCAAAGAAAGUUAGGUAUUCCUUGGUUCUUGUAAAUGUAUACAGCAAUAGAAAUCAUUUCAAAUUCAUGUGUAUAACUUCUGGUGUAAAAUGAGGGGCUGGAGUGAUAGUACAACAGAUAAAGUACUUGCUUUGCAUGUGGCCAACAUGGGUUGAUCCUCAGCAUCUUAUAUGGUCCCCUAAGGACCGCCAGGAGUGACUCCCGAGUGCAGAGCCAGAUAUAAUCCCUAAGCAUGAUUGGGUAUGGCCCCUCAAAAAAGGCAAAAUGGGAAAGUUUCAAAUGAUGAAAAUAUGGCUCAAAAAUAACUUGUGUAGUUUCUGUUAUUUGAAUUGGCUAUGGGACUGGUAAUGAUAGUCCAUAUAUCCUACAUGAAGAGAUAAAUGAUAAUGGUGGUAGGAACUGGAGCUAUUGUUGAAGAAUAAAUUUCAGAUCCAGUGAAAAGUGAUCUGGAGAACAAAGCUUCAUCAAGCCCCAUUUGACAAGAGAUUGUCAAAAAAUAAUUCUUUAAUUUUAUUUGAUUACUUCAAUCGAACUUCUCAAAGUGGGAAUAACGUAAAUGAUGCUACCAUCACUAGCAAGUUACUUUCCAAAAGGAAAGUUUCUUAUUAUAGAUUCAACUUUCCUAACUGUCAGAUAGACUUAGAAUGUAAUAUAAGCAGGUUCUAAUAAAUAAUACCUGGGCUGCAUUUCUAACUCACACUGCUGACACCAAAAAACCAACAAAACAAAACAACACAUGGCUCUAUUUCUGCAAAAGAAAAAUGACAUUUUUUCUCAAAAAAAAUGGAUAUGACCAAGACAUAAUUGUUUUUAUAGUUAUUGUACCAAUCUAUUAGAGAACAAAGGGAGAAAAACAAAGAGUAAUUAGACAUAGAGGUCAAGCUGUUACAAAAAGAAACCAGUAUUGUAUUUCGUGGGCAGAACAUUCCUUUUGGGAUCUUCUCAAGGUUAUUUAACUGUGAUUUGGGUUUAAGACUUAAGUUAGCUAUGCUGGGGAUUGAAACAGUUGUUAAAGUUAAACCUCUAUAGCCUUGAUUUCCAUGUUGGUGACACCAUAUUUACUGACUAGUGAAAAGUAGGAAGAAAAAAAUAUAUAUUCUCUUCUCUACUGCCUGAUCAGCUACUAUCAAGAAAAGCAUUUCAAACCAAAAGCUUAAAUGUUCUGAUCCCAGAGAAGGCAUAAGUAAUCUUAAGUUUAUAAACAUGAAAUGUUAAUAUAAGAGAACCUUUGAAAGGUUCUACCUUAUUCCAACCUUCUAUUUCACAAACAGAAAAAGAGGUCCACAGAAAGAUAACGACUCAAGAUAACAGAGACAAGUCACUUUUUCCAAACAUUUUAGAUCGCAGAAAAAGGACAAUUAUUAAGCCUCCACAUACAUAGGUGUGAAAAUGGAAUCAACACUGAAGUACCUUUGUAUUUGCCUAUAAUGUCAUGAACUCUAUAACUUUUGGGUAGACAUACUUAAAUGUCAAGUAAAAAUUGUCCUCCAAAGUCAAAUGUGAUUAAAAAUAGAAUCAUUAACCAUGUGUCUAAAUAUCUAUACCAUAGAUCACAUCCAUAGUAUUUCGUUACACUUUGACACCUGUGUUCACUGACUUACAUCAUCCUCUCGAGCAAAUUAUUAGAAAUGAAAGAUGUGAAUUAUAUUAGUAAAUAAGCAUUGUUGAAGUUUCUCUUUCAUUUCAGUUUUAAGUCUGGUGAAGUACAGAGCGUAAAUAUUACAAAUUCAUCAUUAUGGGAAGAUGCCAAAUUUUAUAGAAAUAUAAAUGUUCCAAGUUAUACUUCACUGACAUGGAAAUGUUGGAGCAUUCCAAGUUAUUUCUGCUUCCCAGACAUUUUUCAUUACACUAUGACUAAAUAUAGGCUACUUCAGCCAAGUACAAAACAUCAAAAUAUCUGCCUUCAAUUUGAUUAAAAGUUUUGAAAUAACACCACUAGGGUCUCUACCUUUAGAAUGAGUUAAAUAAUACUUUUUCAAUAAUAACUUUAUACUAGUUAUAGCUGUGCAAACCUCCCUUGCACAUUUUAUCAGGAAUUUCAAUGAAAAUAAGUAUCUUACUUAUCCAGAAAAUGAAACAUUUGAUAUUUAUAUUGCCUUGUGGGUGACUCAAGUGGUGCUUUGACUAACACUUCAUGUGGCCCAGAUCUUGGUUUGUUAAAGCAUCAGGUGAAAAGUACUUGAAGUUAGGCAUUCUUUGCUUUUUAAAAGUACUUAGGAAAAAGUGAGCAUAUGAUGCUAUCAAGUUUUUAAAAAUGUGCUAAUGAACGUUGCUUAUAUAGACAAUAUAAGUUAAUUUAACUCUUCAGAUUAUUUUAAUAACCUCUCCAUACCUGUUAGCUCCCUCCAACCCAAGGCCUGCAGCUUUGCCUUAAAUCUAUGGGUAUUGUACAGAGAAAUAUCAUGUCUACUGUAUUUCCAAAAUAAUCUUUCCCAUCAUUUAUUUAACAGAUGUGGAUUUACAUUUGCACUGCUUUUAGGAUAUUCAUAAAAGUGGGAAAGUUGUCUGUGUGUACACAUAUACACAUAAUAAAAUUUAAUAGCAGUUGAUGGCUCUAGUUUCAGAUUCUUCUUCCUAUAACAGCUUUUAGUAAUUACAGGAUCAUUUUUGAAGGAAGAGGAAGCAGGAAUAAUUUUUUAGCGAAAAGAAGCAUCUAGAUAUGUGGUAAGGAAUAGAGAAAAAUGAACUACCCUGACAUCUGCUAUAUAGCUCAACCAUUAGUAUUAGUUUUUUGAGGAUUUGGGUUUUUAGUUUGGAGAAAAAGUAUUUAAAUAAAAAGCUUACCAUACAGAUAAAAAUAAAUUUUGGCAAAUUAAGUAUGCACAUUUAAGUUUUACUGCAUACUUGAGACAUUACUCUUCGUGUGCUGAGAGCUUUACUUUUAUAAAAUAGAAUGUUUGUUAAUGAGUUAAUUGUUGGAUCAAUACAGGCAUCAGACCAGAGUAUGCUAGAAUUUUCAAGCUCUAUUUUUAUUCUUACAAUAGAAUGGCUUUGCAGCUUCUACUCAUAAAUUUAUUGGGCCUGAACUGUGUUUUUUUAAAGACACACUAUUUUUGUUUAUGGUACUUGAGUCUUGUAUAUAUUAAAGAUUAUGUAUAAGUAUAAAUCUAAGUUGAAUGGUCCUAUGCUAGGAUUUCUCUUUACCUGAUGUGGAAAGUUAUUUGAAGUUUCAGUAUUGUUGUUUACUACAAAUAGCAAACAAUUUCUGUAUUAACCAAAGGCCUACAACUUCUGACCACUGAAAUCAAUCUUCCUAAAUUCAUACUGUAGUAAACAAUUGCCCAUCCACUUUUCCCACCCUAAAAUGCUUUCAUACGUCCAAACUACCUGACAGAACACACACACACAAUGACUUAUUUCAGCAGAAGGUGGCGAACCAUAUUUAAAUACAAAUAUUGGGCUUGAUCAUUUUAAAGCAUUUGCCACAGUCUAAUCUAUCCCCUAUUCAUCAUUAUCAAUUUCUAUCAAACCUAGAAAUCUUGACAAUUCUCUCAUCUUACUCAAGCCUAGUGAGAUGUGUUUGAGGUAACUUAGAUAUUGGUAAAAAAGAGAUGGAUGCAAAAGGUUUCAAAGUAAGUAAAUACAUGAGUAAAUACUUCAAAACAUAAGGCUAAAACCACCAAAUUAUCAAAAUUUUAGAUGACAUAAUCUGGAGUUUCCAUGAUUUAAAAAUACUUAAUUAAAACAUCAAUACCAACAUUUUCUCCUUCAACUAAAUCCAAAAGUUUAGCAGUAUUGGGAAAGUAGCUGUGAAUAGCCUGAAAUCAUUUCUAAAGGCUGGGUCAUGUGGAGGUUGAAAUUUCUAUACCAAGUUCUUAACCUUGCAAUCACUGUAUUUGAGUUUAACAUAUCAAACUCAUAGUAACACUAUCAUUAACUUUUAUAAGUAGUCAGUUAGCCAAUUGUUAAAGAACUGAUUUGCCCUUAUUUUUUUUCUUUUUGUGUCACACCUGGCAAUGCACAGGGGUUACUCCUGGCGGUGCUCAGGGGACCAUAUGGGGUGCUGGGAAUCGAAUCCGGGUUGGCUGCGUACAAGGGAAAUGCCCUACCCGCUGUGCAGUCCAGCCCCCAUGCCCUUAUUUUUAUAUAAGAAAUAAAAUGUUAAGACUACACAAAAGGUAAAAUUGGGAGUAUGAAAAACUUGAUGUAUUUGGAUUCAUAUUUUAAGUUAUAAAUUUUGAAUAAACUUAUGAGAUUACAAAAUGACCGUGGCAUUUUUUAUAAACGUGUCAAGAAAUUAUGGACCCAAAUAAACACCGCCCUUCAAUGUAUUAUUCUUAACAGGCAGCAAUCGCAUUAUAUACUAUCAUUAUACAAAACACUGUGGACAUCUGCUUCUCGGGAAGACUUUGAAAAAUGCACAAUUACAAUCUCUAAUUCUCAAUGUCAAAGAAUCAUGAACUUAUCAGAUGAACUUUUAGAAAGUCAAAUGUAAAGUUAGAUCAAUAUUUAAUUAAAAAGUUGGAUAAUUGGGCCAGGAACAGUAGGCAGCAGAUAAUGUACUUGCCUUGCAUGCAGUUGACCAAGGUUCCAUCCCAGACACCACAUAUGGUCCCUGGAGCUCUGCCAGGAAUGAUCCCUGAGCACAGAGCCAGGAGUAAUCCUUGAGCACCACCGGGUGUGGCCCCACAUCCCCUUCAAGAGUUGUAUGAUCAACCUAAGUUCUACUUUACCAAGCAAAAAUAACCAAUUUAAGUGAUAUUGCAAAAUUUAUGUACCUUAAUUAAGAUGAAGUAAUAUGUAAUUUGUAGUGACUGCCAUUUGGAAUCCCAUUUUUAAAAUUGACCAGCUUUACUGAGGAAUAUUUUCUGUACAGGUACCUACAUCCAUUGAAAUUGUAUUAAACAUUAACUGAUUUGAGAACAAUCAUGACUUACCACUUGAAACAUUUGUAUUUGAAUUAGUAAAUCAUACUCUGAGUCCUAACAGACUGAGUUUAAAUAAAUUCAAAAUUGGCUUUCCAAGUCUUAAAGGACCCAGAAGAAAUGACACUCACUAAUGCACAAUCUGUGAAAGCUAACUUGUUAGCAUGAAGAAGAGGCAAUAAAGGAAAAGUCCUAGACUUGAGAGUAAAAAUAAAAGGCUUUCAGACCGAGAAGGAGCUCUGGAAGCAGAAGUUGUUGGUUCUAGGGGGGGAAUAGCAGUAGCUAGCUGAGUUUUCAUGUCAUUUUUAAAAUCCAUGUUCUGAUUAAGUAUCUUCUAUAUGACAUUUACUCAUAUUUAAGUUAGCUUAAUUUAUUGUAAAAUCAAUUUAUGGAACUUCCUUUUAUGACUUAUCAAGCAACCAGUUUAAAUGACCAAAGCAAUGCAGUGCUUGAAUCUGAGGGAUAGUUGUACUGUAUUUAAUAUACUUGGGCAUAAGCAGCAGUUAGAAUCCUCAAGUGUCUAAUAGGAUCAUGGGAGCCAAUGACACAAAAACGAAUCUGGUUUGAGUUCAUUAGGGAAACUCAUAAAAUACUAACCCCAAAGGUUAACACAUCAGCCUGUGGUUUUCUUAAUACUCAAGAAAAUAUUAUUUGAAAUUCCAUGCCAGAUUUUGUAUCAAAAUUUCUCAAAAGUGGGAUUAAAAAUCAAGGAUGAACUUUCUCCCUAUUCAAAAUAGUGAAUCUAAUUUGGAUCUAGCAUUAAACAGUUGAUAAAGAAAGCUAGAAAACACCAGCAGUGUUUAAUUCACAACAUUAGUCCCAUUACUAGCCCUAAUUACACACCACUAUACAGAAAAUGUUUGCAUCAAACUUAAGGUAAAAAUUUUAUAUAGGGAAAAUUACAAAUGUGUUUGUGUAAAUGGCAUUUUGACUUUGCAGACUAUUUUAAAAGUUCAAACUUCAUUGGAAAACUACUACUUUCAAAUUAUUUCUGUAAUUUCAAAAUCAGUGUCAAUCUUAAAUGUGUUGAAAAGAAUCUUGUAACAUAAAAUGAUUUUGUGUAUUUUUAGCUUCAGUAUAAGCAAAAAUAAAGCCUUCACUUUUCCCCCCUGAAAUGUAUAGCUGCUCAGAUUUAAGGUGUUUCCUUCCUUUUUUUUCAGUGAAAUCCUGUAAAGCCUCAUAGUUAGUAAAUAUGAUCAUCGAAGAAUUUUAUACUAUAAAUUUAACCAGCAGAGACACUUAAGGAAAUGUCCACAGUCUAAUUUGUUUUGAUGUGACUGAGAACAGGAACAUAUUCUUUUAGGUUUCCCCAAAGUGACAAAGCUGUGACUAUUAUUUAAAAAUUGAGUAUCAGUUAAGAAAUUUGACAUGACAUUAACUGACUGAUUGAUCUAUAAAGUUAUUCCUUGUGACACUGAGACAACCUUUUAGACCUUAUUCUGAAAAUUUCUUAUUCUUAUAAUGAGUCCCCAAAUUGUGUUACAUAUUGGACAGACGUUUGAAUGGGGAGUUCAGUUAGAAGAAACAUGUCAUGAAUUGAGGCCAGUCAUUACUCAAAUAGUAUAAUCUGAGUUUAUUUAGGCCUUAUUCUCUCAAGUAUGUUGAUGUUUUAAGAGUCUUUCUAUAGUAAUAGAAUUUUCAGCUAUUAGUUUUUCCCUAUUUCAGACUCCUGGAGGUUUAUUUUCUUUUAUAUUAGUAGUUAACAUUAAUAUUUGCAUACCGGAGCACUGGUUAGCAUAUCCAAAGAGCUUAACUUUAGGUCAAACUUACUUGCAAUCCCUGGUAAAAGUAUUUUCAGUAUGAUCUGGUAUACAAUAUUUACAGUUAGCACAGUAAGAGCAUUGUAAAAGCUGUUUUAGAAACAGUUCUGGGGGCUGGAGCAAUAGCUCAGUGGGUAGGGCGUUUGCCUUGCACACGCUGACCCGGGUUCGAUUCCCAGCAUCCCAUAUGGUCCCCUGAGCUCCGCCACGGGUAAUUCCUGAGUGCAGAACCAGGAGUAACCCUUGUGCAUCGCCAGGUGUGACCCAAAAAGCAAAAAAAAAAAAAACAGUUCUGCAAACAGCUUAUGCAAAGAACUCCUACAACUCAGUGAAAAAAAAAUCACAAGUGAUCUGAACAUACUUCAAAAAGGAAUAUACAUAACUGGCAUUAGAAAAAGGACUGAACACAAUCUGGGAAAUGCAAAUUAAAAUCACAAUGAAAUCUCACUUACUACACAAACACCAAAAAUAACAACUGAUGCCACCAAAUGUUGACAGGGAUGAAAAAUGGAAUUCUCAUAUGUUUCUUAGGAGUAUAAGAUGGUAUAUAAUCAUUUUGGGAAAAUGUCCUGUAGUUCCUUACAAAACUAAACAUAUAUAAAGGACAUUUCAGUUAACAUAAAUACAUCCCUCGAGAGAAAACAUCUUGUCGGUAUAACACUGAAUGCACAACACCAAUAAUACUCAAGAAAAUAUUAGAAAUACUUCUAGAAAAAUGUUACACUUCUACAAAAAUGUUCAAGAGAAUAUUUGUUAGUGAUAUAAAGAAAUCGUAAAAAUAAACUGGCACAAAAUAUGGAUUAAUCCCAAAGUACACCAUGUUGAAAGAAGCCGACAAAAAGAAUCACAUACAGGUAUCUGUCAUUUUUUGAAAGUUUUCCUCAUAAAAGAUUUGGGGCUUGUUUUUUUUUUCUUUUUUACAAACUUCCUACAUUAGUAUAUCUUGUCAAGUGGAAAAAAAUACAAAGAGGUUCUUUGCUUUUAUGACAAAUGGCAAAAAAGUAAAUUUAAGUCUUCAGCAUAUUUUAGGAAUAAGUUGUAAAAACAGUAUCCCGAGCAGUGUGGGGCACCUCUAAACUUAAAGAGGAACUAUUUUAUAACGCAGGCAAUGGACUUUUCACCUCAUUCCUAUUUCUUGUUAGUGUUAGCUUGGAUUUUGUUAUUUGGCAUGAUUUAGUAGGCUAUUUUUCGAUCUGAGAAUGCUCAAAACCUUUUCUACAAAUAUUAAAGGCAACUGCCUCUUUGUUUUUACACCAUUUAGGCUUACAAAAGGUUUCAGAGAAAUGCUGUACUUUCAGAUAAUGGAGGGAACUGGUACUUUUAUUUAUAGUUUCAGAAACAAACUAAUGGAAGAAAAUUAGAACAGAGGUUGCCUAAGGAUAGGGACUGGAAGCAGGAACUAACUGCAAAGAAUCAUGAUGCAAUUGUCUGGACUAAUGAUAAUGAAAUCUCAAUGAUGGCUUCAGAUUCACAGAAUUUAAAAUUCAUCACAAACACAUACCUGUGUUUCACUGCAUGCAAACAUUACCUCAAAAAAAAAUCUUGUAACAUAUACUGAUCUCUAACAUGCAUGCUGAAGGCUAAAGGCAGUCUACUGGAAUCCUGCAAUUUUUGUUGUAAUGCACUGGCAGUAAGGAUUUAGAGAUGGAUAAGUGGAAAAGUAUAGUAAAAUGUUAACUGUAGAAGUCUAGAUGAUUGAUAAACAUUUAUCAUGUAAUUAUUUCAAGUUUUCUGUUCUUAAAAUGUUUUUGGUAACAAAAUGUUGGGAAAGACCAGUGACUAAAAAAAAGAACUAGGUUAAAAGCCAAAUCUAUACUAUGAUUCAAACAACAAGGAUAACUUUUUGGAUAAUAGAGCUACAGAAAUGAAAGAAAAUGAAAGUUCAACUGUUGAAGCAAGAAAAUUUAAUAAAAAUUGUGUUUUUAAGGCUA